Colossoma macropomum (tambaqui) is the source of this 4635-nucleotide messenger RNA. It is a transcript of the gene dab2ipb, whose product is annotated as DAB2 interacting protein b. The record is from RefSeq and is a predicted model, not a curated record. The coding region runs from base 288 to 3824 and encodes 1178 amino acids. Lineage: Eukaryota; Metazoa; Chordata; Actinopteri; Characiformes; Serrasalmidae. Gene Ontology annotation, biological process: regulation of GTPase activity. The transcript has 16 exons.
UACCUCCACCUUCCCUGCUCACACAGAUUGCGGACGGCGUGGAGUGUGUGCAUGUGUGUUCACUGGAGAGACCUGAAAAGAAAAACUUUGUUAUUCAUACUGAAUUUUCCCUCUUAUGGAUAUACCAAUGGAUUUGAUCAUAAAAAAGGCUCUUCUCUGAAGUUCUGGACUAACCAGGGGCUGCAUUCUGAAUGGGUUCAAUGCCAACAGCAUGUUUGCAUUUAGACUCAAGGAGCUUAACCGUGUGUGAUUUGGAAUAAGUGAUAUUCUGUGUGUGUGGGAGGACAAUGUCAGGAGUAAGCAGGAAAGGUUCUGGAAGGCCUGGCUAUUACUACAGGCUGCUGGGUAGAACAAGGCUCCAGAGACAACGCAGCCGCUCCAGAAGCAGAACUAGACCUGCAAACAGCAAGGAUUCUCCUCCUGAGAAAACGGGACGGAGGCGCAGCAUGCCAGGAUCCGCCCCUGACAAAGCCCCACCCACAAUGGAGCCCACAGCUGCUGCCACGCCCUUCAGAGUCACAGGUUUCCUGAGCCGCAGGUUAAAGGGAUCUAUAAAGAGGACCAAGAGUCAACCUAAACUGGACCGAAACAGCAGCUUCAAACACAUCCUGCCUGGCUUCAGACCCGCAGACAAUGACAGAUCUCAUCUGAUGCCGAGACUGAAAGAGUCACGCUCUCACGAGUCAUUGCUUAGUCCGAGUAGUGCAGUGGAAGCUCUGGACCUCAGUAUGGAGGAAGAGGUCUUUAUCAAGCCCGUACACAGCUCCAUCCUGGGCCAGGACUACUGCUUUCAGGUGAUCACCUCAACAGGCAGCAAGUGCUUCUCAUGUCGCUCAGCCGCCGAAAGGGACAAAUGGAUGGAGAACCUUAGACGAGCUGUCCACCCAAAUAAGGACAACAGUAGGCGGGUGGAGAACACACUCCGGCUGUGGGUCAUCGAAGCGAAAGACCUGCCGGCCAAGAAAAAGUACUUCUGCGAGCUGUGCCUGGACGACGCCCUAUACGCCCGCACCACCUGCAAGCUCAAGGCAGACAAUGUCUUCUGGGGCGAGCACUUUGAGUUCACCAACCUCCCUGCUGUCCAAAACAUCACCGUUCACGUCUACAGAGACUCGGACAAGAAGAAGAAAAAGGACAAGAACAAUUAUGUGGGAUUGGUGAACAUCCCAGUAGAGACUGUGACUAGCAGGCAGCUGGUUGAGAAGUGGUACCCCGUUAGCACACCAAACCCAGGCAAAGGGAAGACGGCGGGCCCCAUGAUCCGCAUUAAGGCCCGCUACCAGAGCAUGAACAUCCUGCCCAUGGAGCUGUACAAAGAGUUUGCUGAAUACACCACUAACAACUACAUGCUGCUCUGCUCCAUCCUGGAACCAGCCAUCAGUGUCAAGAACAAGGAGGAAAUUGCCUGCGCCCUGGUGCACAUCCUCCAAAGCACCGGUAAAGCCAAGGACUUUCUGACUGAUCUGAUGAUGUCUGAGGUGGAUCGUUGUGGGGAGAACGAGCACUUGAUCUUUCGAGAGAACACACUGGGCACCAAGGCCAUUGAGGAGUACCUCAAACUUGUGGGCCAGAAAUAUCUUCAGGAUGCACUGGGGGAGUUUAUAAAAGCUUUGUAUGAGUCAGAUGAGAAUUGUGAAGUGGACCCAUCAAAAUGUGCACCCAAUGACCUUCCUGAGCACCAAAGCAACUUGAAGAUGUGCUGUGAGCUGGCCUUCUGCAAAAUCAUCAACUCCUACUGUGUUUUUCCACGAGAACUAAAAGAGGUGUUUGCGUCGUGGCGACAGGAGUGCGGCAACCGGGGGCGACCAGACAUCAGCGAGCGUUUGAUCAGCGCCUCGUUGUUUUUACGGUUCCUGUGUCCAGCCAUCAUGUCCCCUUCACUGUUCAAUCUAACCCAGGAGUACCCUGAUGACCGCACAGCGCGCACCCUUACACUCAUCGCCAAGGUCACGCAGAACCUUGCCAACUUUACUAAGUUUGGCAACAAAGAGGAAUACAUGUCCUUCAUGAACCAGUUUCUGGAGCAUGAGUGGACCAACAUGCAGCGCUUUUUGCUGGAAAUCUCCAAUCCAGAAACCAUCUCCAACACAGCUGGUUUCGAGGGCUACAUUGACUUGGGCCGUGAACUUUCCACCCUGCACUCCUUACUGGCUGAGGUGGUGUCCCAAAUGGAUCAGACUGCAGCCUCAAAACUCGGUCCAUUACCCAGAAUCCUGAGAGAUGUACACACAGCACUGACCAAUCCAUCAAGCGUUCAGGUGUCUGUGCCGCCUGAACGCGUACCUUCACCUACUGCCCCUGGCUGUAGCAUCUCCACUAGUUUGCCGAAAAUGGCCAUGGACAGUGACCUGUCAGGCCUGGUAGACUUCACCCGGCUCCCCUCACCAACACCCGAGAACAAGGAUCUCUUCUUUGUCACGCGCUCCUCUGGCCUGCAGGGCUCCCCCGCCCGCAGCUCCAGCUACUCAGAGGCCAACGAGCCUGAGUUGGGAUUAGCCAAUGGCAGCAAAAGCCUGUCCAUGGUGGACCUGCAAGAAGCCACCAAAGCUCUGGAGCUUGCACCUGCCCCAGAAGGGCACGUCGAGAAGCACAUGGUGGCCUGGAAUGCCCGGACGCCCCAGGGCAACCAACUGGGAGGUCCCACGCUCCACAGGCUAGGACAGAAGCCCACCACCUCAGGAGCAGAGGGGGUCUCAGGACGGCCGACACAGCUUCUGGCACCGCUGUCCUUCCAGAACCCGGUGUAUCAGAUGGCAGCAGGGUUACCCCUGUCACCCAGAGGACCAACGGGUGGUGAUUCGGGCUCGGAAUGCCACAGCUCAGUCAGUUCCCACAGUAACAACGAGGAAAUGGGAGUGGCCGGAGUAGGGAAGCUUCCUUCCAGCUUCCUGAACCAUGAGGAGUUGUCCAGACACUCGGGAGAGUUCUCGCGGAGGCAGCUGUCGCUAACGGAAACACAGCACUCCACUUCAGGUCAGCCCACAGUCCUGCGGCAAAACAGCGCCGGCCCCCAGCGACGCAUAGAUCAGCCGCCUCCACCUACGCAGGCCGCCGCCGCCCCUCGUGGACGGACCCCGCCCAACAUGCUUAACUCCGCCCCCUAUCCACGGCCUUCCAGCGGCAGCGUGAUGUCGUCGUCGCCAGAUUGGCCAGGAAGCGGGGCACGGAUUCGGCAGCAGAGCUCCUCCUCCAAAGGGGACAGCCCAGAGACGAAGCAGCGGACGCAGCACAAGCAGGCCCCUUCCCCAGUGAUCCCCAGUGCACUGGACCGAACCGCUGCCUGGCUGAUGAACAUGAAUGUGCCGUACUUAGAGCAGGACUCAGAGACAGAUCCACGCAGGGAUGAGCACACACUCAACGAGAAGUACCAGGCUGAGAUAGCUAUGCUGCAGGAGAAGCUGCGUGGGUCGGUGCAGAAGCUAGAGGAGUGCGAGUUGCGGCUGCAGGGUCAGGAUGAACAGGCACAGAAGAUGCUGCUGGAGUACCAGACCCGGCUAGAGGAGGCUGAGGAACGCCUGCGCCGCCAGCAGGACGAGAAGGACCUGCAGAUGAAGAGCAUCAUCAGCAGGUUGAUGUCUGUGGAGGAGGAGCUGAAGAAGGAUCACGCCGACAUGCAGGCCUUGGUUGACUCCAAACAGAAAAUCAUAGAUGCACAGGAGAAGCGGAUAGCGUCUCUAGAUGCAGCCAACGCCAGGCUGAUGAGCGCUCUGUCGCAGCUGAAGGAGCGCUACAGCAUGCAGACACGCAAUGGCAUCUCUCCCACCAACCCCACCAAACUGCAGAUCACAGAGAACGGAGAGUUUCGGAACAGCUCCAACUGCUGAAGCCAGCCUCCAGAGAUGUACGGCGUAAUCCAGACAGAAAGCACGGGGUGGAGAGAGGAGAACACAUGGCCAAGAGGCUGGGAAAGGCACGGGAAAUGUGUCUGUGCGGACAGUUUCUUUUUUUUAUUAUUAUUUUUAUGGACUCUGGUUUUGAACAGCUGGUAGAUGAUAUUGGCUGUUCUGUGGAGCAAGGAUACGAGGUAAACCUCAAAGCUUUGGCCAUUAAGAGGCAUCCACUACUUCAGUUUAGGACAAACCACUAGAUGUAAAUCUCUGUACUAGAAUACCUAAAUGUAAGCAACAACUGGACAUCAAAAAAAUGACAUACUGGGUACAUACCGCAGACGUAUAGUGGCUACAAGUCCCUCCGCAGUAGCUUUAGCCUCAGAUCUCCAAAUUGUUGUCCAGUGAUUAUUUUAAAAGCGUGUAUUCGUACUCAUUCACGCUUCUUCAAUACCAGGUAUUGAAAACUUUGUUACCUGGAUACCAAGCUAGCAAAUGCAAAAUGCUGCCUCCUUUCAGAAAAUCUAGCGCUCUCUUGCACCCUUUCUUGCACCCACGUCUACUGCACUUUCUGUAACCGCUCCAGCUCCCCACACCUAGUGCACUUUGUAAGCUCUUCAACAUGAGAAGCCUUAAGAAUGGAAUGCAGCUCCUUUAUCCCCUUAAUCAGUUUGCCUAAAAACAAAAAUCAACACUUUUGCUGGACCAUUUUCAAACAUGUUUACAAAGGCAUGUCUACAAGGAGUGAAGCACUAAACCUUGUGUUAGCAAAUAUUGUUUAUAGCAAGUUUUCAUUUUGGUGUAUAUA